This is a messenger RNA of Cryptotermes secundus, 1374 nucleotides long. Its product is annotated as innexin inx3-like. The coding region runs from base 98 to 619 and encodes 173 amino acids. The record is from RefSeq and is a predicted model, not a curated record. NCBI's taxonomy places the organism in Eukaryota, Metazoa, Arthropoda, Insecta, Blattodea, Kalotermitidae. The transcript has 2 exons. Gene Ontology annotation, biological process: phototransduction. Gene Ontology annotation, molecular function: gap junction channel activity. Gene Ontology annotation, cellular component: gap junction; plasma membrane.
GUUUGAGUUUAUGCUCUGAUAUAUUCUUAGAUCCUUGAAAGUUGCAUUUACUUACUAGACAAAAGUAUGUAAAAAUUUCAGGUGCCAAUUUAAGCUAAUGUAUUCUUGUCAACAGGUUGGUAAUAUUUUCUUUUUGGACAAGUUUUUGGGCCACAGUUUCUUGAAUUAUGGGACAAAAGUUCUUCAAUUUUCAAGCACUGACCAGGAGAAUCGUACAGAUCCAAUGAUUGCUGUAUUCCCUACACUGACCAAGUGUCUCUUCUACACAUAUGGACCUUCAGGAAGCAUAAGAAAAUAUGAUGCACUGUGUGUUCUGCCCCUCAACAUCCUUAAUGAGAAGAUCUUCAUCUUCCUAUGGUUCUGGUUCAUCAUUCUGUCUGUGCUGUCAGGCCUUGCCCUCAUCUACAGUAGUGCCAUAGUAUUAUAUCCAUCCAUCCGUGAGACAGUGCUGAAGAGACUCUUCAAGUUCAGGGCUCCAGGGGGUGUGGCAACAAUUGUGGCAAAGACACAGGUCAGUUUAUUUUAUGUGUCAUUCUUAAAUCAGUGUACUUGUUCCUAUUAUGGAUGUCUUCAGGAUUUUGCAGUCAUUUUUGCUGGUGAUACGCAUAUGUUGACUUGAGCCUCCAAAACUUUGACAAGCAAAUGUACCACUAUAUAGUGACAUCACUAAAGAAUUAUUUAACACAAAUCUCAAAACUGUACUGCUAUCCAACUACAUUAGUUAUACAUUUGGUUCUAUAAAACUGGUACAUACUUAACAACAUAAAAGAGGUUUAAAAUAGUUUGUUGUAUCUCAGAAUACCUCAAAACAUUGGAUGAUUAACUGGAUGAAAUUGUUGAAACUAAACUUAAAGAUCUGUAUAGUCUUAAUGGAGUUAUGUUUCAGCCACAUAAAAAUAAUUCAAAAUGGAAGGUUAACCUCUUAUAAAAGUAAAUACCACCUACCAACCUAUGAAUUUAAAUUAAUGACAAUUAUCACGUAGGCCAUAUAAUUCUGAAUGACUUCAUGAUUUCUAAAUAAUGAACUGGCACAUGAAAUGAAACAGUUCUGAUGUACUCUGAGGUACUAUCCUAGCACCUGUUUGGGAAAUUGUGGAAGAUUAUUAACACCUCCAGCAAGGCCAGUAAGCCUCCAGGUGAAGACCCAAACCUGAGAUCUCCUGAAUAUGAAGCAGAAGGCCAAUCACUUGACUGCAAUGUUCAGUAUAAAAGAUAAUUCAAAUGAGAUAAAAGUAUCAUAUUAAUUACAUAAUUAAAUUAUAUUAAUAGAGCUGCAGAAUCUUCAAAAUUUUAUUAUACCACAUUUAAGCAUCACAGAGUGAAUGGUAUUAAUGUUGGUUUCAUCUUAACAAUUCUCAUGCAUAUUGUGUAUUU